CCCAGAUCAAAGAUGGCAGCCCGGGGACGCCGACCAGCAACGACACACAUUUAACACGCUCCCAACUCCCCACGCUGGCGGGGAACGCUGUCACGUCCGUGGAUCUGUCGUGACGGCGAUGUUAUUCGUUAGUGCCCACGUGUCGCAUGGAAGAGACUGUUAAAGGCUCACAAGUAUCAUGUUUUCCAGCCGGCUAAGCUAGCAAGCCACGUCUAGCAAAUAGCUGAACUUCUGUGUUUAGACUCUGAAAAAGAAACCUUUUUGCCUGCAUGCGGUGUAUCUGCACCUUGCUCGCUCAGUUUCAUCAUGGCCAUCGCUCAGUUCCGUCUGUUCAAGAUCUGCACAUGUUUAGCCAGCAUCCUGUCCUUCUUUAGGAGGCUCAUCUGCAGGACUGGAAGGGGCCGCAAACUCAGUGGUGAUCAAAUAACCCUGCCAACGACAGUUGACUUCUCAUCGUCUUUACCAAAACAGAAUGCACAGCCAGAAAUUGAAGAGUGGAGCUCUUGGGAUGAAGACGCUCCAACAAGUAUUAAGAUCGAAGGCGGCAACGGAAACGUUCCCCCUGCUUCCAACGAUGUGGAGGAAGAGCUCGACUACUUCAAAGACAUGGCUCCCACCAUCAGGAAAACACAGAAGAUCGUGCUGAAGAAGAGGGAGCCUUUGAACUACCUGGUGCCUGACGGCUCAGCGGGGUUCUCCAGCAGGCUGGCAGCCUCUCAGGACAUGAUGGCCUUCAGUCCACCUUCAGCUGAACUGGGAGAAAUGGAAACCUGGCAGGAAAACACGAACGCCUGGGAGGAUGAGUCAGAUGCAGCCUGGGAGGCAGAGGAGGUCCUCAGGCAAACGAAGAUGGCUGAGAGAGAAAAGCGGUACUUAGAGCAGCAGAGGAAAAAGAUAGAGAAAGAUGCUCAGAGGAUGCUGAAGAAGGAGCAGAAGAUUGCUGUCAAGCUCUCUUAACGUUUUCAAAACACUCACUUUUGAACUAAAGGGAUUUGAAUGGUGGUGGGGGACACUAGAUCUGUCAUUAUUCUAUCAUUAAUGUUAUACAAGCAAGGAUCAUUAUCAAACUACUUCUCUGUUAUCAGACAGUCCUCCGCCUCCCACUCCUGUCUCCACCAGCAGCCAUUUUGGUCUGUUUUCCCACUUCACCUCAGUAAAGUGCACCAGUCUCAAGAGCAGAUAACGUAUCUGGUGUAUUCGCUCUUCAUGUGACAAACUAUUCAAAUUUAGAUCUGCGUCAUCUUAUAGCAAAGGUCAGGGACGGCUUCAGGAGGCAUCAUUAAGACUCUGAAUCUGGUAGGUAGCGUCAGAAAAUGUUCUUUAUAUGUCCUUGGGAACAUUUGUAAAUAAACGGGUACCUGUGCUGCGUUUUAAAACUCAAAUAUGGAAAACAUUUCCUCUUUUCUUUGUCCUUUAAUGGCCUCAAAUGACAAAGGAGUGUGUAAUUUAUUUUAAGCAUCACUGUGUACCAGUGGCAUCCUCUGAUUUUUCUGAUUAUUGUGUUUUUAUAUUUAUGUCUUUCAUAGUCGGAAAAUGUCUUUCUUUUCUAAUGAAUGUUGCUUAAUAUUUCACAUGGUCUCCCUCAUUACACUGGAACUCUGCUUUAAAAUGAAGACUGGAAGUUAGCAAAUGGAGUUUGGAUAAAUGAUCAGAGGAGGCAUGUUGGUGGGUUUUUCUGCGUUGAUCUCACGGCUACUGGUUUAACAUUCUUUCUCCACCGCUUUCCUCUUUUGAUGUUGAAGGAAUCGAUCCACAUUGGUGCUUUUAUUGCUUUAUAAUGGAAGGAAAUCUCCCUUUUUUAUGAUUGAAAAGUGUGCAGACACAUUAGAAUGACGAGUUAUCUACUGUAGCCCAAUAAGACGGUAAAAAUAAAUCUUUGCUUCCUGAACAUGUAAAACUUACGAUAUCACCAGUUUUGUCUUAGGAUCUCAUUAAGAAACAUUGAAAUGUUUUCUAAAUUUAUGAAACAUUACUAACGUUUCCACGUAAAGAAACUGAAGUAAUUUCGGAAGAUGUAUUUCUUUCUUCCAUUACUUAUAAAACUAUAGAUGAUUCAAAACAAGCUGGAGACAAAUAUUCACUGUCAAUUCUAAAAAUCACUAAAGCUUUUGAAGUAAUUAGAUGUUCCUGGCUUAUUGUAUAUCAGAUGAUUUGCUGAAUACUAAGGUACUGAUUCAUUUAAAUGAUUAGUGCAUGGUCAGUUUUAGAAGUUUAAUAUAGAAGUGUUCUUUUUCAGGCUAUUUGGCAAAAUCUGGAAUUGUAAAUUCUUUGGGUGUUUUAUUUCCCACCUUUUUAAUGAGAUAAAAGCUGCAUGUUGCUUUCUUUUUUGUCAUUUUGCACAUACUUUUUUCCAAGAAAGGAAUUGUUACCAUUCUUUUUUCCACACUUUUUUCGCUGUCUGUCUUCAUGUUUAAAAUGGAAGUGGAUGAGAGAUAAACAAGAACUGUUGUGGAGAAAUGAGUCCCAAGGGCUGGACUUGUCAAGCUCUGUCUGAACAGAUUUUUAAUAAAAUCAUGGAUUCAUACCUUCAGAAUUGAGUAAAUCUUUUAUUUUGUAAAACACUACCCUAAAU
Messenger RNA from Cololabis saira (Pacific saury), 2572 nucleotides. RefSeq names its product estrogen receptor binding site associated antigen 9 (gene ebag9). NCBI's taxonomy places the organism in Eukaryota, Metazoa, Chordata, Actinopteri, Beloniformes, Belonidae. Gene Ontology annotation, cellular component: secretory granule. Bases 307 to 957 code for a protein of 216 amino acids. The transcript is spliced from 7 exons. The record is from RefSeq and is a predicted model, not a curated record.